AUGCUAAUUCAGAGGCUCAAAGAGAUUUGCUUCUGGACUCAGUCUAAACUUGAUGCUUGGGAUACUUUAGACAAUCUAGGAAACUAUGACAAAGCGGACCUGUACUACUGGCCCAAUGAAGGAGGGGAUAGAUACCAAGGAUAUGAUUAUUGA
Heterobasidion irregulare TC 32-1 is the source of this 153-nucleotide messenger RNA. RefSeq lists its product as uncharacterized. The coding region runs from base 1 to 153 and encodes 50 amino acids. Lineage: Eukaryota; Fungi; Basidiomycota; Agaricomycetes; Russulales; Bondarzewiaceae. The transcript has a single exon. The record is from RefSeq and is a predicted model, not a curated record.